This is a messenger RNA of Pipra filicauda (Wire-tailed manakin), 1917 nucleotides long. RefSeq names its product G protein-coupled receptor 137B (gene GPR137B). The record is from RefSeq and is a predicted model, not a curated record. Gene Ontology annotation, cellular component: lysosomal membrane. NCBI's taxonomy places the organism in Eukaryota, Metazoa, Chordata, Aves, Passeriformes, Pipridae. The transcript has 7 exons. Bases 139 to 1296 code for a protein of 385 amino acids. Gene Ontology annotation, biological process: negative regulation of bone resorption; negative regulation of osteoclast differentiation; positive regulation of TORC1 signaling.
GAGCUGCCAAAGAGGAAGUGCAGCUUGUUUUCUUUCAUUUUCUUGAUUCCUAUGCUGUAGGAAGAUGAAAGGAGAAGGAGGAGGAGGCAACAGCGGCAGCCAAACUUAAUAAAUAAUUCUGACGAUUCCUGAUAUCAAAUGGAGGCCCCAGAGUGGGACCCACUGAAAAAUGACACCCUUCCGCCGACCCUGACGCCAGCUGUCCCUCCGUAUGUGAAGCUGGGCCUGACCAUUGUAUAUACUGUUUUUUAUUCACUGCUUUUUGUGUUCAUCUACGUUCAGCUCUGGCUGGUCCUUCACUACAGGCACAAGAGGUUCAGUUACCAAACUGUCUUUCUGUUUCUGUGCUUGUUUUGGGCCUCUCUUAGGACAGUGCUCUUUUCAUUUUACUUCAAAGACUUUGUUACAGCAAAUUCUCUCAGCCCCUUCAUCUUCUGGCUUCUCUAUUGCUUCCCAGUCUGCCUCCAGUUUUUCACCCUGACCCUGAUGAAUCUUUACUUCACACAGGUGAUUUUCAAAGCGAAGUCAAAAUAUUCCCCAGAGCUACUGAAAUACAGGUUGCCCCUCUACCUGGCUUCUCUUUUCAUAAGUCUCCUCUUCCUCUUGGUGAAUUUAACAUGCGCAGUACUGGUGAGGACACAGAAUUCAGAAAGAAAAGUCAUUGUCUCUGUUCGGGUGGCAAUUAAUGACACAUUGUUUGUGCUGUGUGCUGUUUCACUCUCCAUCUGCCUGUAUAAGAUCUCCAAGAUGUCUUUAGCCAACAUUUACUUGGAGUCCAAGGGCUCAUCUGUCUGUCAGGUGACAAGUAUAGGAGUGACAGUUAUACUACUUUAUACCUCACGAGCCUGUUACAACUUGUUCAUCCUAUCGUUUUCCCAAACCAAGAAAGUCAACUCUUUUGAUUAUGAUUGGUACAAUGUAUCAGAUCAGGCAGACCUGAAAUGUCAGCUGGGAGAUGCAGGUUACAUAGUAUUCGGAGUGAUCCUUUUCAUCUGGGAGCUCUUGCCUACUUCCUUGGUUGUGUAUUUCUUCCGCGUCCGAAACCCUACAAAAGAUCUAGCCAGUGCAGGAAUGGUCCCAAGCCAUGGCUUCAGUCCCAGAUCUUACUUCUUUGACAACCCUCGCAGAUAUGACAGUGAUGACGAUCUAGCGUGGAACAUUGCGCCACAGGGGGCACAGGGCAGUUUCUCUCCAGACUACUACGACUGGAGCCAUCAGAACAACAGCUUCAUGGCUUACAUAGGAUCCCUCCAACAAGAUCCAGCACUGGAUGCAGACCGGCCAAGCCCUGUAUAACAUCAAUCAACUACAGCAUUCCAAGACAUUCCGAUAUUAAAACUGAUAUUCUGAAAAACAAAGCUUAGCAACUUUUCCUCACCUUUUUGGUUUUUAGAAGCGUUCCUAUGCACAGAAUAAAUGAAGAAUCUUGCCACGAGCUUUCCAUAGUUCAAGGAGAAGUAUAAGCUAAUGAUUUAAAGUUUGAAGACUGUUCCAAUUACUACCUUGUUCCAAGCCAUGGUGUUUUUGGCUUUGAAUAGAGUUGUUAGAAAGUAUAAUUUAAUCAUUUUUAUGCUCAUUUUAAAAGAGCAAAUUUCAUGAAGUGAAACAGCAUAAUUAUUUUCUAAGUAUUUUUAUUUUUACACUGUGUACUAGGUUAGAAAUAUAUGAUUAUGAUGAAUAUACUGUAAACACAUGAAUGGGUUUUUCAAAUGCAUGACAGUUGCAAUUCUUACAUGCACAUAAAAGCCUGUAAGGAAAAAAUGCCAACCCAAUUAAAUACUGUAUUUUCAAGUUACUGCUAGGUUCUCAGAGCACAAUUUACUCCUUAGAUAUCACUGCUUACUCAGUGUGGCAUAACAGUUGGAGGCUAAAAGUGAUCUGUACACCGCUUUCUUCUAAUAAAGUAGGAAAACUGUA